AUGAGGAGCCAAAACUGCUGCAUCGAAAUCAGAGAUGCAAGCAUCUCCUUGGCUUUUGGUGUUUCCAUGGAGCGGAGCGUCCACCUUGACUUCACAUCCUCAUCUUUGCAUAUUAACCUCCUAGCUUCAGGAGACUUGCAGUACCAGGAAAUAGUACCAUCUCAGCAGAUAAAGGGCACAGAGCACGAUGCAUGGAGCCAGCCUUCUCAGCCAAGGGGCAGAGCCAUUGAAGCUACAAAUAACUUUGGGCUGGUGAGCGUGGUGGCUCAGGCCGUUUUACAGGAGUGGAUUCAAAACCUGUGCAUAGGUUUUGAAAGGAAGGUGACCAUCACUUUCUGUGAUCUGAGUAUUUUCUUGCAUACACCUCAGCUAGCCUGUAAAGCAGCUCUCCCGCUCACUGCUAUGUCCACACCGCUGGAGGAUGCAAUGGACACCCUGAUCAGGAUUUUCCAUCACUACUCUGGCAAAGAAGGAGAUAGAUACAAGCUCAGUAAAGGAGAACUCAAGGAGCUCCUCACCAGUGAGCUCACUGACUUCCUUUCAGGCCAAAAGGAUCCCCUUCUGGUUGAUAAGAUUAUGAAAGAUCUGGACUCCAAUAAAGACAAUGAAGUGGAUUUUAAUGAAUUUGUUGUUCUGGUUGCUGCUUUGACUGUGGCAUGUAAUGAUUUCUUUGAAGAACAGCUAAAGAAAGAGGGAUUUUAA
Molecule: messenger RNA, 702 nt
Organism: Egretta garzetta (little egret)
Lineage: Eukaryota; Metazoa; Chordata; Aves; Pelecaniformes; Ardeidae
Gene: S100Z
Product: S100 calcium binding protein Z
Exons: 5
Coding region: 1-702 (233 amino acids)
Cellular component (GO): cytoplasm
Molecular function (GO): calcium ion binding
Source: RefSeq, a predicted model, not a curated record